AUGGCCAGCCCACCGCCUGUCGCCGAGGACCAGACCCGCCUCCUUGAGGAGGCAUUGGGGGUGGUGAGGCAGCAGUCGGCCUUGAUGCGCAAAUGUCUGGAGACUCCCGGAAAGCUCAUGGAUGCGCUCAAAUGCGGAUCCACACUUGUAUCCGAAUUGCGAACACCUAGUCUCGGUCCGAAGCAAUACUACGAAUUGUACAUGGCUGUUUUCGAUGCACUGCGACACCUCUCCGUUUACCUUAGGGAGAGCCACCCUGUCAACCACCUCGCGGACCUGUACGAGCUCGUUCAGUAUGCGGGCAACAUCGUUCCUAGGCUAUAUCUCAUGAUCACUGUUGGCACCGUGUACAUGUCGGUCGAAGAGGCGCCAGUCAAGGAAAUUAUGAAGGACAUGAUGGAAAUGACCCGUGGAGUUCAGCACCCGAUUCGUGGUUUAUUUCUGAGAUACUAUCUUUCCGGCCAGGCGCGGGACUAUCUGCCUUCUGGGACUGGCGAUGGACCGGAGGGAAACAUUCAGGAUUCGAUCAACUUUGUUUUGACGAACUUUGUGGAAAUGAACAAGCUCUGGGUGCGGCUUCAGCACCAAGGUCCUUCGCGAGAGCGAGAGCGACGCAUACAGGAGAGACGUGAGCUCGAGCUGCUUGUGGGUAGCAAUGUCGUCCGCUUGAGCCAGCUGGUAGACCUCGAAACAUACAAAUCGGGCAUCCUACAAGCUCUACUUGAGCAAGUGGUGCAGUGCCGCGAUGUCUUAGCCCAAGAAUAUCUCUUAGAGGUGAUAACCAAGGUCUUCCCUGAUGAAUUCCACCUCCAUACUCUUGAUCUCUUAUUAUCCGCCAUCUCCCGCCUUAACCCUCAUGUUGACCUAAAGAAAAUCGUGAUCGGACUUAUGGACCGUUUAUCUACAUACGCGGCGAAAGAGAGCGAGGCAGAAUCCACGGAAGAGCCAGAUACUCGCCAACAGAGUGAGGAGGAGGCCGUCACCCGUUUAUUAGAGAAGCUUGAACUUGACAAGGAGAAGAAAAAGAAGCAAGCGCCCGCUGAGCCCGCUGAGCCUGCUGCUGCAGAUGCUCCUAAAGAGAACGGGACAGAUGAGCCAAGCCAACCGAAAGAGACCACGGAUGAACCAGAGCCCACGAACGGAAAAGACUCGAAGGCUGAUCUUCCUGCUGAGGCCAAGCUGUAUGAUAUCUUCUACGACCAGGUGGUAAACUUGGUCAAGACACGUGCUUUGCCUAUCCAGGAUGCCAUGGCUCUUUUGGUGUCAUUAGUCAACCUUGCAUUGAAUAUCUAUCCAGGCCAAUUGGAAUAUGUUGAUCAAGUCUUGGACUUUGCGACACAAAAGACAGCUGAAUACACCGACCAUGCAGAUCUGCACGCCACAUCCACACAACAACAUAUCCUCCACCUUCUCAACGCCCCUCUCCGUUCUUAUGCCUCAAUUUUCACAGCUUUGGCUUUGCCUCAUUACUUACCGCUCCUUACAUCGCAAUCAUACCCUACUCGGAGGUCUCUUGCGGGCGAGAUAGUGCAGAGUCUGUUGAAAAACAAGACUUUCGUCACAAAUCCCGAAAACCUUGAUCGUGUUUUGCAAGCCAUCAGAGUCUUGAUCAAAGAGGGUGCUCAGCAGUCCGCGGGAUACCCAGGGGCUCAAUCGCAACGUCGCGGAGGAGAGACAGAAGAGACAAUCGAAGAACAAGGAUGGCUGGCUAGAAUGGUGCACUUGAUCCAGGGAUCAGACAAUGAUACCCAACUCAAGCUCCUUCAAGCACUGCGUAAAGCAUAUGCCGAUGGCAAUGAACGCAUCCGAUACACCACGCCCGCUAUUGUCACAGCCUCGAUCCGUCUAGCUCGUAAAUUGAAAUCGCGAGAGCAUUACGAUGACAACUGGCAGUCACAAUCAUCAGCUCUCUACCGAUUUAUGCACCAAUGCGUCAACAAUUUGUACCAGCGUGCCAACCCAGGGUGUGCGGAUCUGUCUCUUCGACUAUUCAUUAUGUGCGGUGAAGUAGCAGAUCAAACUGGAUUCGAAGAAGUGAGCUACGAAUUCUUUGCGCAAGCGUUUACGAUCUACGAAGACGCAAUCAGCGAUUCUCGAGCACAAUUCCAGGCAGUCUGCAUUGUUUCUGGGGCCCUGCAUGGCACUCGUGGCUUCUCCAAGGAGAACUACGAUACCUUGAUUACGAAGGCCGCCCUCCAUGGCAGCAAGCUACUUAAGAAGCCAGAUCAAUGCCGUGCAGUGUACCUUGCCAGUCAUCUUUGGUGGGUAGUUGAGAACCCUCAGCGCGGAGAAGAAGACCCCAAGGACCUUUACCGCGACGGCAAACGUGUUCUUGAGUGUCUUCAGCGUGCUCUUCGUGUUGCAGAUGCUUGCAUGGACACAGCCGUUUCUGUCGAACUCUUCGUGGAGAUCCUCAACCGCUACGUCUAUUACUUUGACCAGCAAAAUGAGAACGUCACUACCAAGUACCUCAAUGGGCUUAUCGAGCUCAUUCACUCCAACCUGCAUAACACCGAGGGAGAGCCAAACCCAAGUCUCGACGGCCCCACGCGCCAUUUCGAGCGUACGCUCGAAUACAUUCGGUCUCGGGGCUACGAGGGUGUCGUUACAGAACGACAGUAA
This is a messenger RNA of Penicillium angulare, 2622 nucleotides long. RefSeq names its product vacuolar protein sorting-associated protein 35. Gene Ontology annotation, biological process: intracellular protein transport; retrograde transport, endosome to Golgi. The transcript is spliced from 5 exons. Gene Ontology annotation, cellular component: retromer complex; late endosome; retromer, cargo-selective complex. The record is from RefSeq and is a predicted model, not a curated record. Bases 1 to 2622 code for a protein of 873 amino acids. Lineage: Eukaryota; Fungi; Ascomycota; Eurotiomycetes; Eurotiales; Aspergillaceae.